AUGGCCGCCUCCUGUUCAGAGACUAGCCCCCUUGGGUUUGCUGAAGAAGUCUUUUCCACGAAGAACUAUGAUCACUUCGAGGAAUGCAACUUACGAAAUGAAAAUCUGUUCCCUAUUGACAAAUUCAAUAUGCUUCGAUCACGCACACCCGCAGCGCUUAGGACAUACAAGCUCAUCGAACCGGCACUUUUGCUUAUCUCUCGAAUGAUUCUUGAUCGUCCUUCCACUCUCGCCAUAUUUGCUCGACGGCGAGAUAUUGGUGCCCAAGACGUUUUCGUGGAUACAGAUGCAGAACUUCCCCUACCAAAUGAAGAAAUUAUCAACCUGGUUCGAAAACAUAUCCCAAAUAUCGAACUAGAUCCGGACAUGAGUAAAAACUCCUCAUUAUAUGGAGAAACAACACUCCGCCGUGAAUCAUCCUCGGAUAUGGUCACGUUGGAUUACAGCCUUGUCCAAUUGUUGAAAUCACAAUCCACGACCCAAUCACAGAAAAUGGCAGGGCUUCUCUUACUCGCUACAGUACUAGGCCAUGAGAUGGCUCAUAUCUUAGAAUUCCGCUGCAUCCGUGCAUGCAAAUUCCGCGCUGACGAUGAACCUUUUGAUACACCACCGGGUAUCACAUGCCGUGAGGCCGGCACGGCUUGGGAGGUGAGAUCCUUUGGUGGUCGAAUCUAUCCAGUCUGCCAGCCAGACGGCAGUCUGUACAACAUUCGAGGCUUAUGCCUCAAGAGCGCAUCUUGGAAUUUUGAUGUUAUGAAGAUGAACGAAGAGUGGAUCUUGAAGCUCUUUACCGAGGCCCAUUGGAAGCAGGAGCAGCCAUUGAAAGUUCCAAUUGAUGCAUUUGCUAGAUAUGCAUUUUUAGAGGAUGACCUUUUAGAGGACCAAGUGAACGCCUCAAUCAAAAGAAAGACCAUGCUGGAUGAUGUGCGGGCUGAAACGGGCAGCCCAAGAAAGAGAAGGUUCCGUAGGUCGCUUGGUCUUACCAACAUCUGCGGGGGCAAGAAAGCCCAGCCCAGGCUAGAUUCGUGA
Penicillium psychrosexuale is the source of this 1029-nucleotide messenger RNA. RefSeq lists its product as uncharacterized. Bases 1 to 1029 code for a protein of 342 amino acids. NCBI's taxonomy places the organism in Eukaryota, Fungi, Ascomycota, Eurotiomycetes, Eurotiales, Aspergillaceae. The record is from RefSeq and is a predicted model, not a curated record. The transcript has a single exon.